Messenger RNA from Saimiri boliviensis boliviensis (Bolivian squirrel monkey), 10300 nucleotides. RefSeq names its product KIAA1671 ortholog. The record is from RefSeq and is a predicted model, not a curated record. NCBI's taxonomy places the organism in Eukaryota, Metazoa, Chordata, Mammalia, Primates, Cebidae.
GGUGGCGGCGCGGCGCGGGCUGGCUGGCGGCGGCUCCACGACCUGCUGAAACUCAGCCUGCUGGGACGAGUCUGCUUUCCCCCCUCCUGUUUCUGCCAUGGAAGUGUGUGGACAGCCCUGUUGACGAUGACAUGUGACACCAUUGGCUUUCCCUGGCAGUCACACCCCUUGACCCACGGCCUGCCAACUUGGCAGCGGCCUCUCCAUUCUCGAUGUUCCUGAUCCCCAUGGACCCACGACUGUAGCCAUGGCCACGCGGGUGGAGGUGGGCUCCAUAACGCCCUUGACGGCGGUGCCAGGCCUGGGUGAGAUUGGCAAGGAGGACACCCUGACGAGGACCUACUUCCUCCAGGCUGGCGAUGCCUCUGGGGCUCCCCCAGCCCGGAUCUUGGAGGCGAAGAGCCCCCUGCGGAGCCCGGCCCGCCUACUCCCUCUGCCAAGGCUCGCCCCCAAACCUUUCUCGAAGGAGCAGGACGUGAAGUCUCCUGUCCCGUCUCUGCGGCCCGGUUCGACUGGACCUUCUCCCUCUGGGGGGCCCUCUGAGGAGCCAGCAGCAAAGGAUCUGGACAGGAGGGUGCCCGGCUUGGUGGGGCAGGAGGUGGGCAGCGGGGAGGGCAUGAGGGCAAGCUCGUCCCUCUUCCACAAGGCUGUGUUCCUGCGCCCCAGCUCCAACACCAUGAUUCUCUUGGAAACCACAAAAGGCGGCCCCGCUCUGGGGAAGGCGCUGGGCGAGGGGGCCGAGGAGGCCAAGCCGGGUGUGGCCGGCUCCCGGCCCGAGGUGGCCGCCAAGCCCGCCCUGCCCACCCGAAAGCCUGCGGGGACCCUUCCCCGGUCAGCGCCCCCUUCAUGGGACAGAAAGCCACCUAUACCCCAAGAGGAGGCCGGCCGAGACCAGCCUCCCUCGAAGGCCAGCAGUGUGGAGGACACGGCACACCCCCCUGUGGAGCCCAGGCCUCGCCUGAAGAGAAGGCCCGUGUCCGCCAUUUUCACGGAGGCCAUUCAGCCCCAGAAGCCAGGCCCCGGCGCGGUGGCCACGGUGGGCAAAGUGCCCCCCACCCCUCCCGAGAAGACGUGGGUGAGGAAGCCCAGGCCCUUGUCCAUGGACCUCACGGCCCGCUUUGAGAACAGAGAGGCCUUGCUGAGGAAGGUGGCCGACGAGGGAAGUGGGGCCACGGCCGGGGCCACGGCUGGGCUGGACAGGCCCAGGGCAGAGCGCAGGCCGGACCAGGCGGAGGCUCCUCUUCACGAUCCGGAUUCGGACUUCCUGGAGGUGGCCAAGAAAAUCCGUGAACGGACGGAGAAGAUGCUUUUGAAGGAGGAGACGGGCAGCCCCAGAGCCCCGGGGGGCUCAGCCAGGGUCACCCCCAGCAAUGACCAGCGUCCCUGGGAAGAAAAGGCCAAGAUGGACCUGGAGCCAGAGAAGGCCGCUGAGUCCCCCUCGCCCAGGCUGGGAAGGGGCCUAGAACUCUCUGAGGUUAAGAGCAGGGCGGACCACAGGGAGACCCUGGCCCCGGCGGGGGGAGAGUGGGUGUCCAGGGGGAGCGUCAGGAAGUGCAUCAGCCUGUUUCGGGAGGACGGCACCUUGGCCUUGGGGGUGGGGGCUGAACCCCCUCUGGCUACCCCUGCGCCCCCGUCGGUGGCACCAGAGACGGAGAAGAGGGUUGUGAGCGUCCAGGAGCGGAUCAAAGGCUGGGCCACCGAGGGCGCCGAGGCCAAGCCGGAGGUCAGGAGAAGGACGAUCCAGGCUCGGCCGCUGUCGGCGGAUUUGACCAAACUGUUUUCGAGUUCUGCUUCAAGCAACGAAGUCAAAUAUGAGAAGUGCGCUGAGCUGAGCGGGGAGCUUCCUAAGGAAACGAGAGAAAAGCAAAAGGAGGGGCAUGGUGUGGAUAAAACAUGCAUCCCGAGAAGCCCCUGGAAGUCUGGAACACUCCAGGAGAAGUCCAGGCGGACGGAGCAGACGGUUAGCUCUAACCAGGACCCUGACAGCCGUCACGGUAAAAGCUCAGUGGAGGCCCCGUGCCCUUCUGACAUCACUCGGGAAGAUGACCGGAGCUUCCAGACCGUGCGGGCCACCGUGUUUGAGCACCACGUGGAAAGACACACAGUGGCUGAGCAGUCAGGACGUGGGCUCUCCACACUCCCUGGGGACACGGCUGAUGCCCGUGUCUCAGAACCCAGGCCGAGGCCUGAGAUAGGCUCUUGGCUGGCCAGGGACCCACCAGACAUGACAAAACUCAACCAAGAGAACUCCAGGGGGUUUGACCAUCCUGAGGAGAAGCUGGGGAGAACCGCCCUUUUGAACGGUGAACUGAGACCGUAUCACACGCCUCUCCGGGAAAAAUACCUUUUGGCUGAAAGACUCAGUAAUAACCCCUCACUCAAGCCCUUGGACAACCCUCCCACUUCCCAGAGGGUUGAGCCCAGGUAUGACGUUGUGCAUGCAGUCGGGGAGCGCGUGCACAGCGAGACCAUCUCACCCGCGCCGGAGGAGAAGGCGGUCACGCUCCGCAGCCGCAGGUCCUGGCUGAAGGACAGGCAGCUGUCCCAGGAGGCCACCCCUGCUGACCUGGAGUGUGGUCUGGAAGGUCAGGCAGGGUCCGUCCAAAGGGCCAGUUUGAUUUGGGAAGCUCGAGGGAUGCCCGAGGCCAGUGGGCCGAAGUCACCCAAAUGGCUAGGCGCGGCGGUGGUGAGCUCACACAAGGCCACCGCAGUGGGUGGCGAAGAGCACUGUGCUCCUGGUGCCACCCCCGGCAGGGCUGUCAAGGCUGCCGUCUGGGAAACCCAGCAUGAUGGUCCAGAAGGGGCCAGAAGCAAGCCAGGGGCUGGAGCAAGGGGUCCACCCCAAGGAUGCCCCCUGGAUCCUCCUUCCAGGGCGACGAAUGGGCCUUCUGACUCCCAAGCACGAACACAUCCAGAUGCAUUUUCUGUGCAGAAAGGGCCCUUUGUUGUGGCCGCCAGGGAGGGUGAUCCAGGGCCAGCCCCGGUGCCGCAGCCUGCAGUCAAAAUGCGGAAAGCCAGCCCCACGGACCAGAGAAUAGACAGAUGGCGGCGGCGGACUUUACCCCACAACGUGAAAUUUGACACGUUCAGUUCUCUGGUUCCAGAGAACUCUUCACAGGUGGGACACAGACAGACAGAGUAUGUGAGCCCCACAGCCAGUGCCUUAAGGAAACCUCAGCUAUCCCACUCCAGGGUGGAGACCCAGGAGGUGAGCCCAGGCGCUUCCUGGGACCAGACCUCCCCAGCAGUGAAGCAAGGGUCACCGGUGGAACCCAAGGCGACAUUUUUUGCAGUCACCUAUCAGAUUCCCACUACUCAAAAGGCAAAGGGUGUGGUUCUGUCAGGGGCUGAAAACUUGCUGGAAUAUUCUAGAAAAAUCACUCCACCCUCUUCUCCUCAUUCUUCAACAUCCACUUUAGUUUCUCUUGGCCAUGAAGAGGCAUUGGAGGUGGCAGGUAGUCAAAUGUGGACGAAGGGACGAGAGCAUGAAAAUGCAAGCGUUUCAAAAACUCUGAAGCCAACAGACCGUCCAUUAUCUCUUGGGGCCAGGAUUCUGGACCCUUUCAGUGGAAGAAUCAUUGAUGUGGAUGCCUUACGGAGUCAUCGGGGAUCCGAAGAUAGUCCUCGUCUUCAGAACGAUCGCAAGGAAAGUGGGAACAAGGUGUCCCCCAGCGGCGAAACUCCCCAAACCACCCCGACUCUGAGGAGUCGUCCAAAAGAUCUCCCUGUGGGAAGGAAGACUGAUGUGAUCAGUGAGACGUUCCCAGGUAAAAUCAGAGACGGCUACAGAUCCAGCGUUCUCGACAUUGAUGCCCUGAUGGCUGAGUACCAGGAGCUGUCACUGAAAGUCCCUGGGGAGGCUCAGGAGAGGAGGAGGAGUCCCAUGGCAGAGUCCAGCACGUUGCCUCGGGAGAGGCCAGGCCAGCCGGGCAGGGUGGAGCAGAGAAGGAGGAGCCUGAAGGAGGUGCCUGAUGCUGGGGGUCUCUGGAAACCGGCCAGCUCUGCUGAAAUAAACCACAGUUUCACUCCUGGCCCAGGCAGGCAGCUGGCAGAGACCCCAGAAGCAGCCAUGGGCACCAAGUCUAGCCCUCCUUUCUGGGCUCUGCCACACUCGACUCCUUCUGAAAAGUAUCCAGGGGUCUCUCCUAUCUCUGCGGAUCCCAGGAGAAAAACCCUGGGGUUUGCUGAGGGUGACAGAAAGGCCUUUGCCGGUAAACACCACGCUGCAAAGAGUCAGAGUUACCUGACUGAGUCACAGCCCUCUGGUCGGGAGGAUCCAAGCAGUGGGGUCAGGGUGUCACCCACUCCGCCCCCCACUGACCAGAUGAAAGGGACCCCAAGAAAAUCUGCCAGGCGGGGAGAGGAGGGCAGUGUGGCCUACUGGGGUGACCACCCACGUGACUGUGGACGGGGGCCGCUGGAUAUCAAGAGGGCCUACUCGGAGAAGGGGCCCCCCGCCAACAUCCGAGAGGGCCUGGCCAUCAUGCAUGAAGCCAGGGAGAGGAGGCGAGAGCAGCCCAGAGGGAGGCCCAGCCUUACUGGAGAGAAUUUGGAGGCCAAAAUGGGACCCUGUCGGUGGGAGUCAGGGACUCGAGACAGUCAGAAGGUGCUGCCACGGGAGCUGGAGAAGGGGGAUGCCCCCCAGGAGAAGGAGCGGCUGCUCCAGCAGAUGUCCCCUGUGGCCUUAGUCCCCCGGAGAAGCCACAGCUUCUCCAAGGACAGGAGGAGCGGACCCUUUGUGGACCAGCUGAAGCAGUGUUUCUCCCGGAGGCCCGCUGAAGCCAAGGACACUGAUACCCUCGUGCACGAAGCCGACAGCCAGUAUGGGACCUGGACAGAGCAGCGCCAGAGCGGGGAGAGCUUGACCACUGAGUCCCCAGAUAGCAGUGCCACAUCAACAAGGAAACAGCCCCCCAGCAGCCGCUUGUCCUCUCUGUCCUCCCAAACGGAGCCCACCUCGGCCGGGGACCAGUAUGAUGGCUCCAGGGAGCAGCGGAGCACCAGCGUGGACCGCUCCAGCACCGACCUGGAAUCCACCGACGGGAUGGAGGGACUGCCCCCGCCGGAUGCCUGCCCUUCAAAGAGAGUGGAUGACUUCUCUUUCAUUGAUCAAACCUCAGUCCUCGACUCAAGUGCCCUCAAGACCCGGGUGCAGCUCAGCAAGAGAAGCCGCCGCCGGGCCCCCAUCUCCCACUCCCUCCGGCGCAGCCGAUUCAGUGAGUCUGAGAGCAGAUCGCCUUUGGAGGAUGAGACGGACAACAUGUGGAUGUUCAAAGACUCAACGGAAGAGAAAUCACCCAGGAAGGAAGACUCAGAUGAGGAGGAGACGCCAUCCAAGGCUGAGAGAACCCCCGUCAGCCAUCCUCAGAGGAUGCCCGCGUUUCCAGGCAUGGAUCCGGCAGUGCUGAAGGCUCAACUGCACAAGAGGCCAGAGGUGGACAGUCCCGGCGAGGCCCCCAGCUGGGCACCCCAGCCCAAGACCCCCAAGUCGCCCUUCCAGCCCGGGGCACUGGGCAGUCGUGUGCUGCCUUCCAGCAUGGACAAGGACGAGAGGUCGGAUGAACCCUCUCCCCAGUGGCUAAAGGAACUGAAAUCCAAGAAGAGGCAAAGCCUUUAUGAGAACCAAGUUUGACCAGCCAGGGAACACCACAUCUACUUAACAGAAGCCUUAACCGUCAGAACCCGCAGACAAGGCCAAGCUGCUGCCGUUUCUUCCUGCACAAUGUUUAAAACGUGCCUGGGCCCUUCCCGUUGGAUUGAGAACGCUGUCCAGUGACGCUGUCCUCGCCAGGCUCUCCCUGGAUCCAGAAGGGAAGACCCAACCUCCGGGAGCACUCGCUCAUCUCCCCAGACAGCACUUCAGGAUGGGAAAGGAGCCAGGCUGCCCAGAAAUGUCCAUGUGGGUGGUUUUGCUUUUUACAUAAAAAUCUGCAUUUCUACCUACUUUAGACAUCUUUAACAGCUCCAAGAGCGUCAGCAUGAGGCUGGGAUGUCUCCUCAGAUUCUGAAAAACACCUGAUUUUGUGAAAGCGCCUCCUCACCUGACCCCAGGGCAGGCCUUUUUUUUUGGAAGGACAUUUCCAAGGAAGAUCAAACUGUUCAUUUCCAGCUGUAGUCUUGGUGCAAGGCAUUACCACUGGGUUGAGGGUUUUUUUUUUUUUUUUUUUUUUUUUUUGGUGAGUUCCUUCUUCCCCUCGAGGAAUCGGCAGUUCCAGUUUUUAAAUGUACUCUCCCUGAUCCUUUGAAGCGUAUUUCUCUUUCCAGUUGGGGCUGUGUAAUUGUCAUUUUUGUUUGCUUUAGAAGGUGAUAAAGCAAUAAUUCAGCCAAUUUUCUUUGAAACUUGAUACGUAUAUGUGUGUUUACAUUAAAGGACGGGAGGACAGAUGUGUGAGUAAUUGGUUCUGAAGUAUCCAGUCACCUCAGGUUACCUCAUCACUAUCCAAGCUGUUUAGAAGUUGUAAUUGUCACUAUUGUGUAUAUUUCCCUGGCUUAUUUUCAUUUGAGCUCUGGUUUCUGUAGGAUGACCUUUGUCGCUUGACCCUAAGGGUUCAUAAACUGCAGCCCACGUGGUGGUACCUUUGUCAUUGAAUCAUCAGACCUGCCCUAAGAAUCUUUUUCUCCAGAGUCUUCUUCGAACGUGACCUGGGCUGCUGGCAUGGAGUAGCUGUUCCGAACUGGCCUCAGAACAAAUGUAGGAAUGAAGGGUACUUCUUGCUUUUACUCACGUCUUUUUCCCACGUCUAACUCCACCUGACCAAGUGCAGGUCUUGGUGAAAGCCCUUCUCUGGAGGGGAGCUCCGCAGCCAAAGACUCUGGACAGAAGUGCUGGGUGCUAGGUGACCAAGCGUGGCCCCCUUUUUUCUUGCUAGCUAUCAGCUGAUUCUGGGGAAUCCUUAAGACCUCUGAGGGCUCCAGACACUCUCUACCUUGUCUUUGUUUUGGAAAUGCCCAACACCAGCCUCUUCCACUCUAAGUCCUAAGGCUGUAGCAGACACCCUAGAUGUGCUUGGCUGGCUGCCUGCCAUGCCUGGAGUUGCCAUAGUCUGUGUGCCAACCUUGCCUGGGAGAUACCCAUCAUGAGGUGCUUGGGCAGUUCAUAGAGAGCCUGUGACGUGGGGUGUAGUUUCCUAAUGGAUCCAUGCACAGCGCUGGCUAGAUAGGGAAGUGGAAGGCAUGUGUGCCCUCCACUCCCUCCCAACAGUUUCCCAAGAGGUCAGUCUUUCUCGAUAAAUCCAUUCAUUGCAAAUGGCUGUCAAAACAUGCUUCCCUUCUCCCUGGCUAGUUCUCAAGAGUUCAUUUGUCUCUCCAUCUCAGCUUCCUCUCUCAUCUCUCUUUACCCCUCUUCUGUCGCUUAGUGGAUGGAUGGGCGUGGAUAGAAAUCCCGUUUCUCUAGGUUAAGACAAACACCUGGGCCCUGGUGAGGGGGUUGCUGUUCAGCACCAGGGACAGCAACCGCAGGGCUGUGAGGUGGGAGCCCACCAUGUGUCCUGUUCCAUGAGUUUUGGCUACUGAUGAGCAAUUGGUAGACCAUGUCACCGCCCCCCCCCUAGCCUUUUACAUGUGGGAGCCUCAUGCAUCUGGGUUUGUGAGUUUGGCCCUGCUCAAUGAUUGAUUGUUUUCUCUUAAUUCCUGUAACUGCUUCAGUUGAUUUCUUUUUUAAAGAUCGAGUUUAUGUUUUAUAAUAAUUUUGAUGUUAUGGCUUUCCAAGUCAAUGGGAUCCCCUUUAAAAUACACUCCUGGUGUUUUGUUUUGUUUUUCGAGACAAGAUCUUGCUCUGUUGCUCAUGCUGGAGUGGAGUGGCACGAUCAUAGCUCGCUGCACCCUCUAACACCUGGGCUUAAGUGAUUCUCCCGCCUCAGCCUCCCAAGUAGCUGGGACUACAGGUGUAUGCUACCACAACCAGCUAAUUUUUAAAAAGUUUAUAGAGAUGAGGGUCUCACCCUGUUGCCCAGGCUGGUCCCGAACUUCUGGGCUCAAGCAGUACUUCCCCUCAGCCUCCCAAAAUGCUGGGAUUACAGACGUGAGCCACCGCACCUGGCCUAAAACAUACUCCUCGCCUGUUGUUCCUGACUUCUUAUCUUGGCUGCUGUCUGUCUUUCCUUCAGGUGGAAAGGACCCUCGGUACCAUCUCAAGCAGUAGGAAAGGACUUGCUCUUACAUAUAUCGAUGCUCACCAUGCAAAACUCUCAGUUCUUCAUUAGUCAUGUCUCAGCUCAAUAUCAGAUAUAUCUCAGCAACAAGGAUAUCAAUUGCUCAAGGAAUGAAACACACUUGAAAAUGAGAUUGGCCUGGAAAUUUUUUCCCCUUAAUCUCUCAUACCUUAAUUGAGAAAAAAAUCUAUUUAAUUCUAUUUUAAUUAGGACACACAGAGUUGACCUUCCUUGAAAGUGACUAGGGCAAGCCCUGAAGAUCUUCCUCACCUCCUUUUACUUUUCUAUAACCUUGUCUCUUCCAGCACCACAGGGCAGACAAUCACAGUGGGUCAAGGGCGACCCUCUUUCAUGCAGACUCCGCCAUGACCUGCUUAUGAUCCAUGCAGUGAAGUUAGAAGUAACUGAUAGCCUUUGCAGAUAGCUGGGCAAAUGGGUGAUUUACUUCUCCUCAUUCUAAAUGAAGGGAGCUCUCUUUGAGGCUAAGCAAGGGAGCGUUGUACGCUAGUUUCUAGACUUUGCCUGGAGCCCCCUUUGGAAAUCUGUCUUCUUUUUAAACUCAAUAUGCCUUAAUCAUCUCUGUGCAACCGGGUCAUCCAACCUUCCUCCCCUGGGGCCUUGGCUGUCCUCAGUGAGCGUCUCAGGCAGAAUGGAAAGUCCUCUAUAUGUAUAAUCUUUUCCUGCCUGGUUUCUCUUCCUCCUCACCUCCCUUUGCACAUCAGCAUUUUGACAGCUGGUCUUUUGAGACGCCUGUAUCUUUUUUCCUCUCCAGUAGAUACACCUUCUUUUCAUGGUCCUUUGCCCAAUGAAACAGAGGCCUUUGGCCUUUGAAAAUCCAUGACAAUGCCUCAGAAAUCAGUGUUCUGGAGGAUCGCUCCCUGCCACCAGAGAAACUCUGGUGAAAGAGAAAUCUUAUGGUGUUUAGGAUGUUGGAUUUUGAAGUGAACCUGACCUGAUAGCCUCAGGUUGUGGAGGAUUCAGGGAAAGGACAAUCAGACCAUGGUGUUUUCCAGGGGGACACACCAAAUCACGUGGUUUCAGACAAUGGUGUUUUCCUUUGUGCCUCCCUAGAGGGGAGGGCCACCUUAAGGGCAUCGCUAAGAAGCCAGAACAGAAAGGCUGGGCAAGGGAUUUGGAAAAACCCUUAGCGUGAUUUUCCUGAGAGAGUCCUCAGCUGCUCUGACCUGGUGCCGAUAGCUGCUUUGUCGAUCUGUGCUUUCAAAUUUUCUUUACAAUAUGCCCCCAGAUGGCUUCUGGAACUAGUCACAAUUGCAAACUGUAAAAAUCCCUCCUCCCCAGUUUAGAUUCUGAAAGCAGAGUAAGUGAUAGGAAGACAUUCUGUGUUCUCUGUGCCUUCCCCCUCACCAUGUGUCAAAACCCAAAAGCUGAGGACCCACAGCAUCAUGAUUCCGUGGGGCUGGGGGAGGGGACCUACCCCACUUCUAGAGGGGGACCUGCUUUGGGCUCAGUCCCCUUAGCGACUGGGGGACCCUUGCUCUCUGCUGAGAAGCUGCCAGGGCUCACCCAGUUGGAAUUCCAGGCCGGCCAAGGCUCGGGAAGCCUAGAGCCUCGUAAAAAGCCGGUAGGCGUGAAUGUGCCGGGUCUUUGUGAGCCUUCCUCUCCUUUUGCACCCCCCAAUCCAGAGGGUUUUUUUUUUUUUUCCUUUUGUCUGAAUUGGCUCCUGCAGGGGGAAGGCCAGAAAGCUAGGCCCUCUGCUCUGGAAAGUCGGCCCGAGGUUUCUGGCAAGUUAACGCUUCGAAUCGACACCUCUCAGCCCUCCCUCCCCUUUGGCCUUCCCAGAACCUCCUUCAAUAGUUGCUCUGGCACCCGUGCCGGGACAUCUUCCUCCAUGACUUGGACUGGUACUUCCUUGACAAUCCCUGUUGGCAUCAGACCGACUAAAAAUGAUGCUGUUUUCUAAAGAAUUUGAACUUUUUUUUUUUUUUUCCUGAGACCAGGUCUCGCUCUGUUGCCCAGGCUGGAAUGCAGUGGCACCAUCACAGCUCACUGCAGCCCCCAACUGCUGGGCUCAAGCGAUCCUCCCACCUCCACCUCCUGAGUAGCCUACAUGACAGGCACACGCCCCCAUGCCCGGCUGAUUUUUUAAAUCUGUUUUUUGUAGAAACAGGAUCUUGCUAUAUUGCCCAAGC